AUGACGACAGUUAAGCACGUUCACAGAAAGUUCUCCACCAGACGAUCUACGACUGAUUGGAAGAACAUCUACAUCGUUAGUAUAUUCGCUUUUAUUGAUGCAUUUCAAUUUGCAUUCUUCGUUUGGACAUUCUGGCCGUAUGUCCAACAGCUUGAUCCAAGUAUGACUACUUCUUUCGUUGGUCUAAUCAUGGCUGCAUCUGGUAUUGGUGAAGCCGUCGCAGCUCCUAUUCUCGGUUUCUGGACAAACAAAUGUGGAAAAAUCAUUCCUCCCUUAGUGGCAUCUGUAAUCAUCUCUAUGAUCGGAAAUGUUAUUUACAUGUGUCUUAACGAAAUCCCUUUGCAUUUAAGAACUCCAGCAUUACUCAUUUCUCGCUUCUUGAAUGGAGCUGGAAGUGGUAACAGAGGAACUUACUUCGCUUAUAUUGCAGCUGCAUCUGAUCCAACAGAUCGCGCUAGAAGUAUGGCUCUAUCUGGCGGUGGAGCCUUGAUUGGUUUGAAUGUUGGUCCAGCAAUCCAAAUGCUAUUCACAUGGGUCGGAGAUGAUGGUAUCGAAUUAGGAUUUAUGAGAUUGUCUAUGUAUACCUGCCCAGCUUUACUAGCCCUGGUCAUCAACUUGGCCUCGAUAAUAUUAUUAAUAACAAUGUUGGAUGAUGGAUUAGAUCGAAAUGAACCAGAAGAUCUUGAUAACAUUUCCACCUACAGUAUCGCCGCUGCAAACGAUUCUGAUUUAGAAAGAAACGUUGUUUCAACUAUCCGAUUAGAUGUUUUAGCUGUUGUUGUGUGCAUGCUGACCAGAGCAGCUCGAAUGCUUAUUACAGCCAACAUCGAAAGCAUUGGUUCACCUUUCUCUGAAGUUAUGUUCGAUUUGGAUAAAGCAUCUGCAUUGGACUUCAACUCCAGAAUGCAAGCAGCUGUUGGCGUUCUAACCACAUUCAUGUUCUUCAUUUAUGUCUUCACCGACUACUCCAAAUGGGUGUCUGAACGUCUCAAUUGUUUCUUAGCCAUGAUUGCUCUCCUCUUCUUCCAUCUUAUCACAUUCUCUUGGCCAUUUUUAUCAGGAAACCUCACAAGCUGUUCUCGUUUCCAAAAGAGUCUGAAUGAUACAUCAGACUUCACUCAAGAUUGGACAUGGUGUGAAGAAUUGCGACCAGUUAACAUCUGGUUCUACUACAUCAGUUAUGCCAUCAUAUUCGGAAUAGGAUUACCUUGCUUAAAUAACUCAUUGCAAUCCUUAUAUAGUCAAAUUCUUGGAAAAGGACGUCAGGGAACAAUGCAAGGUUUGAAUCAAGCAGUCGGCUGCAUAUCACGAAUUCUCGGACCACUUCUUAUGUCCUCCGUUUUUUCCUUAUAUGGUCCUAAAGCCACAUGGCUUAUCGAGAUAAUACUUAUUUCUGUUUGUUUGAUUGUUUGGCUUUUCGUUUAUCGACGACUAACUCCAGCAGUGGAAGUCAAAGAACGAGAGAUAGUAGUUGAAGAAUCUGAAGGAGUAGAGAAUCCAGCAUGUAGACGUAGCAGUAUGGUCUCAGAGAUAUCUAUAGUUGCAACAGAUGAUGUAAUGAAGAGAGUUAAGUAA
Messenger RNA from Auanema sp. JU1783, 1575 nucleotides. The record is from the annotation of a GenBank genome assembly. NCBI's taxonomy places the organism in Eukaryota, Metazoa, Nematoda, Chromadorea, Rhabditida, Rhabditidae.